Necator americanus (New World hookworm) is the source of this 552-nucleotide messenger RNA. RefSeq lists its product as uncharacterized. NCBI's taxonomy places the organism in Eukaryota, Metazoa, Nematoda, Chromadorea, Rhabditida, Ancylostomatidae. The record is from RefSeq and is a predicted model, not a curated record. The coding region runs from base 1 to 552 and encodes 183 amino acids. The transcript is spliced from 6 exons.
AUGGCUACAAAGCCAUGGGCUGUUGAGAUAUCAAAGUAUGGAAUAUCAACAAUGUACGAAUAUACAAAUGACAUAGGACAUGCCACACAGGACAGAGUAGACGGUAAAGAUUCGCAGCGGAUUGUUGCCAUCGAAUUUGUCUGUGAGUCCGUAGCCUUUGGCUUUGGGAGGACAAAUGUGAACAAUCACAUACCAUCAGUGGCUUCUUUUAUAAGUCGUGCAAUCCGACGUCAUUUGGUUGUCAUCACAACCAAUCCAUCAUUCAGCAACUUCUUUGCUGCUGAAAGCGUCACUCGAUAUCAAGCAAAAAACCAUGAAGAAUCUGAUGCUACAUGUACUCGUGAUUACUACAGCAAUAGCGUUCGAGUGUACGCAUUGGGAACGUACGAGCUAUAUAACCUGCACUGUUAUAUGGCGAAAGCUUCCCAUACAUUGCAAAAAAGUGCUGUCGUCCAGCACACCGCCAAAGCCCAUAACCUGAAAGGUCAACUGCCUGAAGGGAACAUGGAAUCUUUAGCAACAACCAUUCGUUUCGUCACGCUGAACUGCUGA